Molecule: messenger RNA, 2878 nt
Organism: Spodoptera frugiperda (fall armyworm)
Lineage: Eukaryota; Metazoa; Arthropoda; Insecta; Lepidoptera; Noctuidae
Gene: Snr1
Product: SWI/SNF-related matrix-associated actin-dependent regulator of chromatin subfamily B member 1-A
Exons: 9
Coding region: 127-1335 (402 amino acids)
Biological process (GO): chromatin remodeling; regulation of transcription by RNA polymerase II
Cellular component (GO): nucleus; nuclear chromosome
Molecular function (GO): transcription coregulator activity
Source: RefSeq, a predicted model, not a curated record
UCACUCAUUCAUUGCUUGAUGUCAUUCGUCUUAUCGAUAACGUAUUCAAUGGUUUUAGCGUUUUAGUGAAAAUUUACAAUAUUAUUUUAGUUUAUUUUUAGUUGGAAGCUAAGAAAAGGCGUAAAAAUGGCUUUGCGAACUUACGGCGAUAAGCCGAUAAGCUUUCAAAUAGAAGAGGGAGGAGAAUUCUACUGUGUCGGCUCGGAGGUCGGCAACUACCUGCGGUUAUUCCGCGGGUCUCUAUACAAGAAGUACCCUGGCAUGGCUCGUCGGACCUUGACCAAUGAUGAAAGGAAACGUCUCAUUGACAACGGUCUAGGAGCUCACGUACUCUCCAGCUCGGUAUCCCUCCUCAAAGCUUCCGAGGUGGAAGAUAUAAUUGAGGGCAACGAUGAUAAGUAUGUGUAUAAGGCAGUAUCAGUGAGCCAAGAGCUGGCAACUCCAAGAGAAAGCAAGAGUAAGAAGCCACACAAUCAGUCAUGGCUGCCAGUGAUGCCAAACUCUUCGCAUCUGGAUGCAGUACCGCAAGCCACUCAGAUUAGCCGGACUAGGGUGCAUAAUAAGAAGGUGCGCACAUUCCCGCUAUGUUUUGAUGACACAGACAUGACGGCGAUGUUGGAGAACUCCUCACAGAAGCAGGUCCUGGUGCCCAUCAGACUGGACAUGGAGAUUGAAGGGCAGAAACUGAGAGACACAUUCACUUGGAAUAAAAAUGAAUCAAUAAUAACACCAGAGCAGUUUGCGGAGGUGCUAUGCGACGACCUAGAACUGAACACCAGUACCUUCAUCCCAGCUAUUGCGUCGUCUAUCAGGCAGCAGAUAGAUGCCUUCCCCAGUGACCCACCAGCCAUCCUGGAGGAGCAGCCUGACCAGAGAGUAGUGAUCAAACUGAACAUACAUGUUGGGAACACUUCGCUUGUUGAUCAAGUGGAAUGGGACAUGUCAGAGAAGGAGAACAAUCCAGAACAGUUUGCAAUGAAGCUGUGUGCGGAGCUGGGUCUGGGCGGAGAGUUUGUGACCGGGAUAGCAUACAGUGUCCGUGGACAGCUGAGCUGGCAUCAAAGGACCUAUGCCUUCAGUGAGGCACCGCUGCCUGUUGUGGAGACCCCGUACCGCCAGCCUUCAGAAGCGGAGCAAUGGGCGCCCCACCUCGAGACCCUCACCAACGCGGAGAUGGAGAAGAAGAUCCGCGACCAGGACCGCAACACCCGGCGCAUGCGACGACUCGCCAACACUACGCCCGAUGUGUCGUUGAGUCGCGCCGUGAACCGACUGAUCCGAGCCGACGAAGCUCUCUUCCAAACCACUCCAGAAAAGAGAAGGAAAAAGAUAUAAUUCGUCCAAUCGUUCUACGGUAUCGAAGAAACUGCUGUGUCCUUCUACUAAAGAAAUAUAGGUUAUAUUUUUAUUAUUUUUACUUUUUUUUAUUCUAGGACCUCUUGCCGCCGUACUUGGAGUCAUUUAGUUACUUAACCCGGUCUUUAUAGCAGUGUUUUCAGAACAAAAACGUGACUAAAGAUUAGUUUAAGUAAUCAUUAAAUGACUACGGCAGGUCACUUUUUAAAAAUGAUACUUUCUUCAAUUGUUUGGUAUUGGCAUAUGAAUUAAAAGAAAUUGGAUGAAAACUCUAUGAAACCAACAAUAACCAAUAGAUUCUCUUUAUCAAUCAUUUCAAAUAGUGGAAGUAUGAAAAAUUGUCACAAAUUGGAAGGUUUUUUUUUAUUAUUUACAAGGCACAUCAGAUAUUGGGGCCUAAAGCAUAUUUCAGGACUUAGUAGUAGGUGCAAACAGACCUAUGAGGCCUUGUUUAGUUUUGAUAGGCUAUAGUUAUUACGUAUUUGUCUAUUUCUUGAUAAGUAGAAAAGCUAUUGAGAUUUUUUUAUAUAGCAUUCCAUGUACGUAUUAUUUUUUUAAGAUGGGCUCGAUAAAUUUUCUUUUUUAUCAACCUGACUUUUUUCUUUCUAAAACGUAGCUGUACCAACUCAGUUUUGACAAGAAAUUAAAAUGAAAACUUGUGAGUUAUAUUUUACUAUAAAUUAAUAGCAUUUUUGUCUUAAAAUUCAGAAGAAUAAGGAUUGUUUUUCUUUACGCACAUGCGCAAAAAUUUUGCGCAAGUAUUAGUGUGAUAAAAAUGUUUGCGCAACAACUAUUUUGGGUGUUACACAAAUUUGAUUUAUAUUAUAGCUGGCUAUAAAUUGAAUUAAAAUAAUAUGACAUUAUGCAUUUCUAUAUAAUAUACAAUACCGUUAUAUUUUAGAUAUUCUCUGACUAAGCAAGCAUUUGAGAUUUAUUCAGUAAGUAUGUGAAAGUUAAAAUAAUAAGUUUAAAACUAUUUGGUUGUAAAUCCUUUGGACACUGGUUGUUAUUAAUUGUCUGUGAUUAAUAAUGAUUUAUUUUUUUCCUAUUAAAGUUAAUUUUAAAUAAUAAAUAAGGUGACAAUUCCUUUUUUAUAUAUUUUAGUCUUUAAGUGUCUAUAAAAUUGAAAUUCUUUUGUAUAAGAUUUUGAAAUUAGAUUUUUUCAUAAAACUGUUAUAAAACAGAAGAUCUGAUUACUUUUUUAUAGCUCGGUUUUCGUGCUCUCUUGUGUAACCGUAAACUAUAAUGUAAAAAGGUUUUUAUAAUCAUAUUCAAUGAGGCGUUUUACGCAAUGUUGCCAGAUGAUCGUAAAAAUAAUUCUCCCUACUUUAUUGGUAAUAUUAUGAAAGGUAUUACAGAAUCGUUAAAAUCAUUAUCGUUGUUUUACGGAAAAGGGACGACGGUAACGGUCCUGUCUGGCUUCGUAUCUCUAUUGUAAAAUUCUGGAUUUAUAUCAUAAAUAUGUAAAGCUUAGAUUGUAGCUACGUAUGUAUUUUGGAAACAAUAAAUAAUUACGUAUGAA